This is a messenger RNA of Macrosteles quadrilineatus (aster leafhopper), 4029 nucleotides long. Its product is annotated as microprocessor complex subunit DGCR8-like. Lineage: Eukaryota; Metazoa; Arthropoda; Insecta; Hemiptera; Cicadellidae. Gene Ontology annotation, molecular function: double-stranded RNA binding; primary miRNA binding; identical protein binding. The transcript is spliced from 3 exons. The record is from RefSeq and is a predicted model, not a curated record. The coding region runs from base 355 to 2565 and encodes 736 amino acids. Gene Ontology annotation, biological process: primary miRNA processing. Gene Ontology annotation, cellular component: microprocessor complex.
CCGGUAUUGUGAUUUUGAGAAUCUGCUGGAUGAUUCGUUAAUCGUUCUACUAGGAAGGAUUUAAGGUUGGAAUUGGAAGUACGAGAACUAAUUCAACCAUUCAAUAAUUUUAAGAAAAGACCACGACUAGGAGUCAUAGGAAUCUCUGUUCUUCCUGCAGGACAGGUCAUUUGAUGAUAUAUACUGGAUCAUACUGGAUGCACAGUGCUUCUUGUGACUUGGUGGCGCGUGUGUUCAUCAAAAGAUAACAUUUCUACACUUUCGAGAAGAUAACGGUGCACCAUUUAGUCUGUAUGAAUAGUAUAGUUUUUACUUAUUUUGUAAUCAAGUGAUUAAUCCUUUGAUUUUACAAAAAUGUCAGACCACAGAAGUUCUCCUCCUAGAAAAAAGCUACAUUAUUCACCGUGCCCUGAAAGAAAACUUGAUAGCUCUAAUGGAGAAGGGAACUCUGAGUAUCGAAAAAGUAAUAAUUUGUCGGACGGUAGCUUUCCAGACCUACAUCCACAUUCAAGACGUAGCUCUGAAAAGACCUUUCAGCGGUCUGGUUCAUCUCCCUCACCUCGUCCAUCUUCCUCGUCUCGGAGAUCUGCUUCUGUUCCCAAGAGUGCAAUAAGAGACAAAAUUGAAGAAAUUUGUGAUAAAGAAAAAUCAAAAGAAUUAUCCAAGCCUAGUAGUGAAGAAGGUUAUUCCUACACCUCAGACGAAAACAACGACUCAGAAAGUCACAAAAGUUUUGAAAAACAUUGUUCGAAUUCUUCAGAUGGUACUACAGGUUGUGAUUAUAAAAAUACCGAUGGAAACUUGAAUGAAAAUCGGGAACUUGAUUUGUCUGAUGAAAAUGUAAUUGAAAUGUUCCCAAAUCUUCAAGAGUUUGAUAUCCUUGAUGAUCUUGAAGAAAGUGAGCAGGAAGAUGAGGCAUGCCCUCAAUCACACUCUGAAUCGAGUGAUUAUGAAACAGUAGAAGAAGAUGAAGGACCAACAAUAGACGAUGUGGAUGCCAUGCUUGAAGAAGGAUUACCCGAAAAGUUCAAAGAUACUGGAAGGAAAGAACCCAAAGUCAGAUUGAAACGCAAAGUUCAAUUAGAGGAAAUUGCUCACAACCAUUUUGAUUUACUUCCUGAAGGCUGGAUCAAAAUAGUGCACAGCAGUGGCAUGCCAGUGUACUUGGAACAAAAGACAAGAGUGUGCACCAUGACUCGACCAUAUUAUUUAGGACCUGGAAGUACACGUAAUCAUAAAAUACCUCUCAGUGCCAUUCCCUGCCUGCAGUACAGAAGAGCAUUGGAAGAAGAAAAGAAAAUAAAAGAAGAGAAAGAAGCACAACUCAAAGUAGAGGAAGAGAACAAACAGAAAGAGGAGAAAGGAGACAAAGAAAACAACAUAGAGCAAACUCAAAAUAAGCCUCAAGAAAUUCAAUUAUUCACGGCUAAAAUAGAAACCUCUGAAGAAAACGAAGCCAAGCAGUCCCUCGAGGCUUUGGAUCUCCGUGAAUAUUGCAAAAAUCUUUUUAUUUUCAAAACUACUACUACGAUGCCUUUUAAAUCAUGGGCUGACAGAAGAAAGUAUGCAAGGAUGACAAAAGAUUUAAAGAAAAGACAAAGGCCUACCCUACCAGGUGGUACUAAAUUAUUAAAGUUUCCAACACAAAAUAUGGAUGGUACCAAUUCUAGGUCUAAAGGGGAAUGGAUUAUAAAUCCUAAUGGGAAGAGUUAUGUUUGCAUUCUACACGAAUACGUUCAGCACGCAUUGAAGAAACAUCCUAAAUACCAAUUCAAAGAACUGCAAAAUCCUGCCACACCCUAUUCUGCUACAGUUUUCAUUGACGACAUGCAGUACAGCGUUGGAGUGGGUGCGAGUAAGAAACAAGCUAAAGUGGAAGCAGCCAAAGCAGCAUUGGAAGUCCUCAUUCCUGAAAUGAAGGAUAAGAUAGAACGCGAUGGACAGUUUGGAAUGCGGUCAGGAAUUGCUCAGAGAUCCCAGAGCAACGACGUAUCUAUAUUCGAUGAAAUAAGAGUUGAGGAUCCGAGAGUGGCUGAGUUUUGUGCCAAGACUACAGAACCUCCUCCCUAUGCUAUUCUUCUCACAUGUCUGUCACGAAACUUGGGUUUGGGUGAGGUCAAAAGUCACUAUGAAAUGAACUCGAAGAAACAUAAAGAAGAUGAAUACACAAUGACAGUGGGGGAACAUAAAGCAACAGUUGUGUGCAAAAAUAAACGAGAUGGUAAACAACGUGCAGCACAAGCUAUCUUGCAACUUUUGCAUCCAAACAUCAAGCACUGGGGCUCUCUUCUCAGAAUGUAUGGGAACAAGUCCAUCAAAAGUGUAAAAGAAAAGAAACAAGAGGAGCAAGAGAUCACAAGACUUCAAAGCAAAGCUUCACUUAAUCAACCAAACUUUGCUAUUCUUGAAAAACUUCGUUCAGAAAUGUUGAAACUAAAAGAAAAGAAAGAUGCUAUGAAAGCAAAAGGAAAAUUUACCCCGCCUGAAAAUGUCGUACUCCCAUCACUUUCAUCGGCAGAUCUGAAUAAAAUCAACAUCUCAUCAUCAACAUCUACUGAUCGUUAAAAAGUAGUGAGGAACAAUGUGUUAUCAAGGACUUGUCACCAUUACAGAACUCCAUUACCAAUACCAACAUGUAGUGCUUUAGGUUUAUUUAUCUAUGACUUGACUCCUCAGAUAAAAUUAUGGCCAUGUUCUUAAAGUUGACAGAUUUUGUUAAACAAAAUAUGAUAUGUGACAUUUUCAUUUAGGUAUUCAUUGACAUUUUAUUACGUUAUUUUGUUAAUCGCUUUAAUUACAUUGUUAAUUACGUUAUUUGUUAAUCAGAAAAUCAGAAAGUAAUUUAUUACAAUGUUUAUCCACAUUACACAUACACAGGGUGGCUGAAAAAUAACUUACACCCCCCCCCCCCCUUAUCUUUUCAACCAUUUGAUAUAUUUAAAAUCUGUUUGCGGCAAACUUAUUAGGUAUGAGGGAUUACAAAAAUUAUAUUAGAUUUUGAAAAUUUUGCCCGUGGGGGUAGGGGGGUAGCUCAAAAUUUUCAAAUAACAAGUAUAGUCGAGUUUGGUAUCAUUUUACAGGUCUUGACAAAAUAUAAAAAUUAUCAUAAAUAAAAUAGAAAUCGGACCAUUAAUAACAAAAUGGCAGUUCAAAACUACUUUUAAUAACCACUGUCUUGAUCAUUUUUAGCUGCCAUUUUGUUACUAAUGGUCCGAUUUCUAUUUUCUUUAUGUUAAUUAAUUGUUAUGUUUCGUCAAGACCUGUAAAAUGAUACCAAACUCGACUAUACUUGCUAUUAGAAAAUUUCGAGCUACCCCCUACCACGGCUAGGCAAAAUUUUCAAAACUGACCAGAAUUAUUGUAGCCUCUCAUAUCUAAGAAGGUUGCCGAAAACAGAUUUAAAAUUGUUCAAAUGGUUGAAAAGUUAAGGGGGGGGGGGUGUAAGUUACUUUUCAGCCACCCUGUAUAAGUAGGUGUUUAUCUGGUAGUUUUAAAUGGUGUCUUGGGAUUUAAAAGUAAUAUUUAUAUCCGGUGUUACAGAUGUGGUCAAAGUUUUUGCUCAAUAUUCAUAACAAUUUGACUGCACCAUUAACAAUUUUCGAGCGUCUAAAAAUUGGUUUGCUUUAAGUUUACCAGGGGGGGAGUUAUUCUAUAUUUAGAAUUAGAAAAAUUUUUUUUUAAUUUUAAAACUCUUGCAGUUUUAGAGACAAACCCCCAAAAUUCAAUUCUAAAUCUAGUUUUAAAUAGUAGUUAUAUUAGAUUUAAUGAUCUUAUAAUAUAGUUCUAUUUAUAAUUAAUUGUUAUAGUUAGUUUAAGUAAAUUUAAUUGUUAAAGUUAAUCUUAUUAUCCAUAAUCCUAGUUUUCUUAAUAGUGGUCUGCAGCAGAUGGACCCAAGAGACUAAUAAAUAAUUCCAUUUAAUUUUUUAUAGGAAUUUUAUCUGUGACCUUUUUAUUUGAUUUGUAAUGAAAUUAUGAAAGUAUUAUACAUUUUGCUAGUAUAAGUAAUAAAAUUCAAGUGUUUUCAAGAAA